AUGGAUAGCCUCGCACCGACUGUUUGGUUCAUAACCGGCGCCAAUCGGGGUAUCGGUCUUGAGCUAGUGAACCAGCUUCUGCAAUCUCCUUCCAACGAGGUCUUCGGCGCGUGUCGCAAUCCUGUCGACGCAGCAUCCCUUCACGCUCUCGCGGGCCCUGGAAAGGGCACGUUGCACAUCAUCGCACUCGACAUCAACGACUCCGCGUCGAUCGAGGCUGCCGCGGCCGAGGCAAAGGCGGCUCUCGGCGAGCGCGGCAUCGACUACUUGAUCAACAACGCCGGUAUCAACCCGGGGUGGGGGGACUCCCCGCCCGUCAUGACCGUUGACAACAUGCUGGCCGCGUUCCGAACCAACGUCAUUGGCCCGGCGCUCAUGGUCCAGACGUUUGCGCCGCUCGUCGCGCGUGGCGGGAAGAAGGCCAUCGUGAACGUCUCUAGCACGAUGGGUAGCAUCGCAUCACGGAAGCCGCAGAACCAGCACUCGUCGUACUCGAUCUCGAAGGCGGCGCUCAACAUGCUGACGGGCAAGCUCGCGGACUCUUACCCGGACCUCACGGUCAUUGUGAUGUGCCCUGGGUGGUUGGAGACGGAUAUGGGCGGAGCUGGCGCUGGACAGCUACCUGUGUCUACGGGAGUUGGAGGUAUCAUCAAAGUAGCCCAGGGACUGAAGCACGAGGAUUCAGGAUCGUUCAUCGAGUACACGGGAAAGCGCGUGCCCUGGUAG
Molecule: messenger RNA, 726 nt
Organism: Epithele typhae
Lineage: Eukaryota; Fungi; Basidiomycota; Agaricomycetes; Polyporales; Epitheliaceae
Product: NAD-P-binding protein
Exons: 5
Coding region: 1-726 (241 amino acids)
Molecular function (GO): oxidoreductase activity, acting on the CH-OH group of donors, NAD or NADP as acceptor
Source: RefSeq, a predicted model, not a curated record